This is a messenger RNA of Entrophospora candida, 858 nucleotides long. The record is from the annotation of a GenBank genome assembly. Lineage: Eukaryota; Fungi; Glomeromycota; Glomeromycetes; Entrophosporales; Entrophosporaceae.
AUGGUAAAUGCUUGGGGUGAAGAUGGUCACAAGAUUGUUGGUAAAAUUGCUCAAAAUAUUUUGAACCCGGAAAUAGCUAAAAGAGUUGCCAGCUUGUUUCAAGAUCCAUCUUUUGAUGGAAAAUUACCUCUCGCUUCUCUUUGGGCUGAUAUGAUUAAAGAAAUACCAGAAUCUCCAUACAAUUGGAGUUUUCCUUUACAUUAUAUGACUACGCAUGAUAAUCCCGGCAGAGUUUGUUCUGUCGAUGAGGCGAACGAUUGUCCUGGAGGUGCUUGUAUAGUUGGUGCAAUUGCCAAUUAUACAGAUCAAUUGGAUUGUGAAAAUGGCCGUGACAUCAAUACUAGAGAUAUUGCUCUUAGAUUUUUAUCACAUUUCUUUGCACUUCAUGUUUGCGGACGUGCUAAAGGUGGAAAUGGUAUUAAAGUGACAUUUGAUGGUCGUCCUACAAAUCUUCACGUAAUCUGGGAUAGAGAUAUUGUUAAAAAAAGAUUAAAAGACUACAACGAUAAUUUUGAAACAUACGCAAAUCACUUAACUAAUGAAAUUACUAACGGAACUUUCGCAAAAGUGUCACAAACUUGGAUUUCAUGUAAAGAGACAAAACUAAAAGGUCUUAAUCUUAAUUUAAGAAAACGUGCUAAAGCUACUACAAAAUGUCCACUUACUUGGGCAAUUGAUACCAAUGGAAUUAAUUGUCCUUUGGUUUGGGCAGCUAUUGAUGAUAAUCCAAAAGUAGAUUUAGGUGGAAGAUAUUAUCAAGAUGCAGUGCAAGUUAUCGAUCAACAACUUGCUAAAGGUGGCCUUAGACUUGGAACAUUCUUAAAUAUUAUAUUAAACAAACCUUGUGAAAAUAAUUAA